AGCCGCUCUGAGAGAGACAGUGUUGUUUGGCCGAGCAGCAGAGCCUUGCCUUCAGACAGCAGGAAUGUGGGAUGUCUGGAGUGGGGGUCAGGAAGCGAGGAAAGAAUGCCAAGCAUGUCCAUGUUUGUCCAGGGCUGGCUCUCCAUUCAGCCCCCAGUGACGUGCUUCCAGGGCCAGCGAGUAUAAAGGGAGCACGGCUCUGCAGUCAGAACUCAGAUCAACUCCUCUACUGAAGCUAAACUCUAGCUUUCACCAAGAAAGGAAAGGAAAGACUGUGACCGGAGCAGCAGAGAAACGCUACAGCGAGACAAGAGAUCAACUUGAUCAGAAAAGGUUUCUCAAGCUCAAACUCUGAGACUAAAGGAAAACUUUCUCAACAAGACUUAAGGAAAAACUAGAAUCUGUUUCUACAAGGAAGAAAAGAUGUCUGGAAUGAAGAAAAUGAUUUUGCUGCCUUUCCUGUGCAUCAUGCUCUCACACAUGGCUGCAGGUCAGGAGUGCAGCAACCAGUGUUCGUGCCCCUCCACUCCCCCUCAGUGCCCCCCAGGAGUGAGCCUGGUGCUGGACGGCUGCGGAUGCUGCAGGGUGUGCGCCAAACAGAUGGGCGAGCUCUGCACUGAGAAAGACCUCUGUGACCCACACAAAGGCCUCUACUGUGACUUCGGAGCCCCCAUCAACAGACGCAUUGGAGUGUGCACAGCUCGAGAGGGAGCCACAUGUGUGUUCGGAGGCAUGGUGUACAAGAGCGGAGAGACUUUCCAAAGCAGCUGCAAGUACCAGUGUACCUGUCUGGAUGGAGCUGUGGGCUGUGUCCCUCUUUGCUCCAUGGACAUCAGGCUGCCCAGCCCUGACUGCCCCAUGCCGAGACGGGUCAAGGUGCCAGGGAAGUGCUGCGAGGAGUGGGAGUGCGAUUCUCCCUACAGACACAGUUUCAUGGGCUCUGCUUUGGCCGCCUACAGAGAGGAAGAGACCUAUGGCCCAGAUCCCUCCAUGAUGAGGGAGAACUGCCUGGUCCAGACUACUGAAUGGAGCGCGUGCUCUAAGACUUGUGGCCUUGGGAUCUCCACCAGGGUCACCAAUGAUAACCGCGAAUGCCGCCUGGAGAAACAGACCCGGUUGUGUAUGGUGCGACCAUGCGAGUCACAGCUGGAGCAGAGCAUUAGGAAAGGAAAAAAAUGCAUCCGUACUCCCAGACUCUCCAAGCCCAUGAAGUUUGAGAUCUCUGGCUGCACCACCACCAAGUCCUACAGGCCAAAGUUCUGUGGUGUCUGCCUGGAUGGCCGCUGCUGCACCCCCCACAGAACCACCACCCUGCCCAUGGAGUUCAAAUGCCCUGACGGACAGGUCAUGAAGAAGCACAUGAUGUUCAUCAAGUCCUGUGCCUGCCACCACAACUGCCCUGGCGAGAAUGACAUCUUCGAGUCCAUGUAUUACAAGAAGAUGAUGGGAGACAUGGCGUGAGCCACUGAAGGACGAUCACAGCUUAUGACUUGAAAACAAACAGAACUCCAUCUCAUUUUGCAGCUCAUUAUAUAUGUUUUUUUAUGUUUUAUUUUGUCGUUUUCUCAUUGUAAAAGUAGUCCAGACACUUGUCUAAGUGUCUGUGUGUUUUAUAGGGCUGGUGCACAUCAGCCAUAUAGACUCAGACAGAGGGUUGCAUAGCAGCUCCACGAGAUUCCUGCACUAUAACUUCUAUUUUUGACAAACCUACUGUCAGGUUUCCGCCCAUUCCCCUUGAAAUCCCGCUUACAGACCCGUCCAUUUUACUGUAUGCAUUUUUAUACCUUAUCUAAACCAUGACCUCCUCUCUAAUGAGGUGUCUAAUAACUCCCCCCACCCUUCGAGCCCAGACCAGACCUGCAAACUCUAAGCAGCUGUAGAUGGAGCACGCAGAACCACAGCAGGCCAGUGUUCCCCUGUACAAACAGGUCUGAAUGUGUCCUUGUGUGUGUGUGUGUGUGUGUGUAUGUCAGCGCAGGCCUGAAUGUCGGCCUUGUCUCUGUGGCUACACGUUGUUCACUCUGCUCAUAGAGUAGAGGAAAGGUCAGAGUUUCCGCCCAGCAUGUGGAUGAGAAAGCAAGCAGAGUGCUGAGUUUAGGUUAGAUAUGGAACAUGGUGGGCUUUGCCACGGCACUGAGAAAAAAAGAAAAAAACGACAUGUUGACUAUUAUUGAUUCAGGUCAGAAGGAAGAAACCAAGUGUCUAUAAGAACAAAAGUGUCUAUUUUGUACAAAAAUAGAAGAAAAGACUGGAAGAAUUGUAAUUUCAUUCCUUUUUUAUUGUUGAUGUGUAAAUUAUGUAUAUAUUUGUACAGUUUAAGUUAAUUUAAAAGGCAAAUGUGUUCUGUGCUUCGAAGUGUAUCGAUAGUGUAUGACAGUAUUUUUUAUUUUAUUGAGAAGUGUGACAAAAAUGUUACAUGUUUCACUUUAUAGCUGGAAAUAAAAUGUUAUAUUUUUAUACAAA
Molecule: messenger RNA, 2463 nt
Organism: Siniperca chuatsi (mandarin fish)
Lineage: Eukaryota; Metazoa; Chordata; Actinopteri; Centrarchiformes; Sinipercidae
Gene: ccn2a
Product: cellular communication network factor 2a
Exons: 5
Coding region: 424-1461 (345 amino acids)
Biological process (GO): cell adhesion; signal transduction
Cellular component (GO): extracellular matrix; extracellular region
Molecular function (GO): integrin binding; heparin binding
Source: RefSeq, a predicted model, not a curated record